Messenger RNA from Myzus persicae (green peach aphid), 2848 nucleotides. RefSeq names its product delta-1-pyrroline-5-carboxylate synthase (gene P5CS). The transcript is spliced from 13 exons. Gene Ontology annotation, cellular component: mitochondrion; cytoplasm. Bases 1 to 2388 code for a protein of 795 amino acids. The record is from RefSeq and is a predicted model, not a curated record. Lineage: Eukaryota; Metazoa; Arthropoda; Insecta; Hemiptera; Aphididae. Gene Ontology annotation, molecular function: ATP binding; glutamate 5-kinase activity; glutamate-5-semialdehyde dehydrogenase (NADP+) activity.
AUGAUUUUGGGACGUCAACAUCGUAGGCUGGCAGUCAUGUCCAAUUGUAUUCGGAUUUGUAGAUGCCUGAAAACAUACCCAUCUACCAUUCGACAAUGUGGUGCGGGGCGAUCCUACAGUCAACUAUCUAGUAUGCAAUUGGACCUGAAACGAGCCCUGCAGUCGGCUGAUUCGCAAUCGGUCAAUGGAUCCUCGUUUGCGGAUAGAUCACAACUGAAAUAUGCACGACGAUUAGUAAUAAAAUUGGGUAGUGCCGUAAUCACGAGAGAAGAUGAACACGGUAUUGCCCUAGGUCGAUUGGCAUCAAUUGUUGAACAAGUAGCCGAGUGUCAUCAGGAGGGUCGUGAAUGUAUUAUGGUCACCAGUGGAGCAGUAGCAUUUGGAAAACAAAAAUUGACCCACGAAUUAUUAAUGUCAUUGAGUAUGAGAGAGACACUGUCGCCUAACGACCAUGCCAGAAAAGAUGUUAGGACAUUGCUGAAGGCUAGAGCUGCAGCGGCUGUGGGUCAAUCCGGGCUCAUGUCUUUGUACGAUGCCAUGUUUUCACAAUACGGUGUUAAGAUCGCUCAGGUCCUAGUCACCAAGCCCGAUUUUUAUAACGACGAGACACGAAAAAACCUAUUCAGCACGUUGUCAGAACUAAUCAGUAUGAAUAUCGUGCCUAUUAUCAAUACAAAUGACGCAGUGACACCUCCGCCACAGGACGACGACCUCAUUAAGUCUAAAGGAAAGAAGGUUAUCAGCAUCAAGGAUAAUGACAGUUUGGCCGCUAUGUUAGCUGCCGAAGUUAGUGCAGACUUACUCAUUUUGAUGUCUGACGUGGAUGGUAUCUUUACGCGACCGCCAAAACAAGAAGGGGCGAAAAUGAUUUGGACAUACAACAGCGAUAUGGCGGACGUAAUACAGUUUGGCAAAAAGUCGACUGUCGGUACGGGAGGCAUGGAUUCCAAGGUACAAGCGGCUACGUGGGCGUUAAAUAGAGGAGUUUCUGUAGUUAUCUGUAAUGGCAUGCAAGAAAAAGCUAUUAAGUCAAUUGUGCUCGGCAGAAAAAUUGGCACAUUUUUCACCAAUGCCCCAACUGCUAAUGCCACCCCAGUUGAAACACUAGCUGAAAAUGCACGUUACGGGAGCCGUAUCUUGCAAAAGUUACCAGCUGUGGACCGUGCAAGUGCAAUAAAUGCAUUAGCUGAGUUGUUAAUAAGCAAACAGGCAACUAUUUUGGACGCCAAUGAAAAAGAUAUAGCAAUAGCUACCAAGGAAGGGACAGCUGCUCCUUUGAUCAGCCGAUUAUCUUUGACACCAGCUAAACUCAAGAGCCUGGCCAUAGGUCUUAAACAGAUUGCCGAGACUAGUCACACAAACGUUGGCAAGGUGUUAAAGAGGACUAAGAUUUCAGAAAAUUUAGAUUUAACUCAGGUCACUGUUCCCAUUGGUGUUCUUCUUGUCAUUUUUGAAUCUCGGCCCGAUUGUUUGCCUCAGGUAGCUGCUUUGGCGCUGAGCUCGGCAAAUGGACUUUUAUUGAAAGGAGGCAAAGAGGCGUCGCACAGUAACAAAGCACUCAUGGAUAUAGUCAAAGAGGCAUUGGCCACGGUCGGUGCCCAGGACGCCAUAUCGUUGGUGUCGACCCGGGAAGAAAUCAGUGAUUUAUUAGCCAUGGAGAACCACAUUGAUCUUAUUAUUCCUCGUGGAUCUAGCGAUUUGGUCCGUAGUAUUCAAGACCAAUGUGCGCACAUCCCCGUAUUAGGACACGCUGAAGGAAUAUGCCACGUAUACGUAGACAAGGAUGCCAACUUGGAUAAAGCUCUGACUAUAAUUCGUGACUCCAAGUGCGAUUACCCAGCCGCAUGUAACGCAAUGGAAACUCUAUUAAUCCACGAAGAUUUGUUUGGAGGACCGUUCUUCAAUCAAGUCUGUGAUAUGUUAAAGAAAGAAAAUGUGGAACUAUUUUCUGGUCCAAAAUUAUCAUCUCGUUUAACUUUUGGACCACCACGAGCAAAAUCACUAAAACACGAGUACGGUGAGCUAGCUUGUACAAUUGAAUUGGUCUCUGGAAUGGACUCUGCUAUUAAUCACAUACAUACAUAUGGAAGUGGUCAUACAGAAGUCAUCAUUACUGAAAACACUGAAGCCGCUACUAAAUUCCAAAGAGAUGUUGAUAGUGCUUGUGUAUUUCAUAACGCUAGCUCAAGGUUUGCAGAUGGAUUUAGAUUUGGAUUAGGCGCCGAGGUGGGCAUCAGCACGGCCAGGAUACACGCACGUGGUCCCGUAGGCGUCGAAGGACUUCUGACGACCAAGUGGAUACUGAAGGGCGAUGGUCAUGCGGCUUCCGAGUUCGCAGAAGGAGGUGACAGGACAUACUUGCACGAACACCUGCCCGUCGACAACUAGCAAUCACCUGCUAAAAACACUCGCAAACUGCUGAGCGGGUUCUUUUACGCUAUUGCAGCAAAUGUGACCAAAAUGUUUUUCUUCCAGAAACUCCGAAAACCAGACGAAUAAUAACAAUUAUUACUAUCAUUAUUGCAUUGGAAAGGUUUUCUUUCUCCCACCCCUUCCAAUAAAUUACUAUACUUUAAUUCUUGCCCAACACUCGACAUAUUAAUUUGAUAUUGUUGUGUACAUUAUAGUUAAUGUUAUUAUUAUUAUUAUUAUUAUUAUUGUUAUUAUUUUAUUUGUUAGAAUUUAGAUUUUUAAAUGUCUGUAUAUGUGUACAAAAUAUUAUAAUAUUGUAGCGCCAACAUUCUUAAUAAUUGCAUACAUAAGAUCUUUUCACGACGAAAUUUCUUCAUUAAUGUUAUCAUUAAACUGUUGUAAUUUUUAAGUAAAAACUGAAUAUCCUCGAACCGUA